AUGGAGCUAGAUGAUAGAAUCCUCAAGGCAAUUUCACAAUUGGCUUGGUCACACCCGACAUUAAUUCAAGAAACAGCAAUUCCUUUACUUUUAGAAGGAAAAGAUGUCCUUAUUCGUGCUCGAACAGGCUCCGGAAAGACGGCAGCUUUCGCAAUACCUGCCAUUCAAAAGAUAUUAAAUUUAAAAAAUACAAGCACUUCUCAAAAUACGCGUGUGAUGAUUUUGUCUCCUAGUAAGGAAUUAUGUGGACAAAUAGCAUCAGUAAUUGGAGAUUUGACACUGAAAUGUGCAAGAGAAGUUCGCUGUAUAGAUAUUUCCUCAAGUUCAGAUAUCCAAAUACAGAAAACGCUUCUGUCGGAAAAACCAGACAUAGUUGUGGCUACACCAUCUAAAGCAUUGGCACAUUUAAAAGCAAACAGUAUGAGUGUGAAAAAGGAUUUAGCUAUGCUUGUGGUGGAUGAAGCAGAUUUGGUUUUCUCAUUUGGUUAUGAAGAGGAAAUCAAAGAGUUGUUAAGUUUCCUGCCAAAAAUCUUCCAAGCAGUCCUUGCUUCAGCCACACUAUCAGAAGAUGUGCUUAGCUUAAAGAAGAUAGUUCUCAGGAAUCCGGUAACACUAAAACUGGAAGAGCCUGAGCUGGCACCCACAUCACAGCUUCAACACUAUCAUUUAUUUGCUGAAGAAGAUGACAAGGCAGCCAUAUUGUAUGCACUACUCAAACUAAACUUGAUUAGGGGGAAGAGUAUCAUCUUUGUCAGAACUGUUGAUAGAUGUUACAAGUUAAAGCUCUAUUUGGAACAAUUUAAAAUUGGAUCCUGUGUGCUUAACUCAGAGCUACCUGCAGCAGUGAGGUGUCUAUCAGUGGAUCAGUUUAACAGGGGUCGCUAUCAAAUAAUAGUUGCAUCAGAUGAAAAAGCUCUGGAAAUGCCUGAUGGAGGUUUACUAGCAGCUGAUGAAUGGGGAAAGAAAAGAAAGCAAAAGUCGAAACGGAAGAAAGACAAGGAGUCGGGAGUGUCGCGUGGUAUCGACUUCCAGCAUGUGUCCAAUGUUAUUAACUUCGAUUUCCCUCUGGACGUGAACUCGUACGUCCACCGGGCAGGCCGCACCGCCAGGGGCAACAACCAGGGAUCUGUGCUGUCAUUUGUAUCACUGCGGGAAAAACCGCUCAUGGAUGCAGUGGAAGAGCAUUUAAGUAAAGGUUUUAAUGGAGAAAAAGUCUUACAGCGGUACGAGUUUGCACUGGAGGAGGUUGAGGGAUUCCGCUACCGGUCUAGGGACGCCUGGCGCGCUGUCACUCGCAUAGCUGUUAGAGAGGCGCGCCUCAAGGAGAUCAAGCAGGAACUGCUGAACUGCAAGAAGCUACAGGGCUACUUCGAGGAGAACCCUUCCGACCUGGCGGCGUUACGGCGCGACAAGGCGCUCCACACGGUCCGCCUGCAGCCGCAGCUAGCGCACGUGCCGGAGUACCUGUUGCCGGCGGCGCUUCGCCCCGACGCACCGGAGCCCGACGCCGAGCAGCCCACAGAGCCCGCCAAAGCGCCCGCCAAAAGGAAACCGAAAAAGCCGGCCUUUGGCAGCGUCAAACGUCGCAAGUAUCAGGCACGCCAAAGCAAUCCACUGCAAAGCUUCACGCUGAAGAACCUGAAGAAGACGACACCUGCCGGCGAUACU
Iphiclides podalirius (scarce swallowtail) is the source of this 1668-nucleotide messenger RNA. NCBI's taxonomy places the organism in Eukaryota, Metazoa, Arthropoda, Insecta, Lepidoptera, Papilionidae. The record is from the annotation of a GenBank genome assembly.